AUGGGUGACGAUGCAAGCGCUGCGAAGCUCGUGAAGCUUCACUUCGUAUUCACGUGGGUCUUGGCGGUCGUUGUUGCCUUGAACUGGCUUGCGCUGCCCCAGUACUCGGAGUCCAUUUUGGGAUGGAGCAUCUACACACUGGUGGUGACCGCCCUGAUGCCACUGAUUCGCUACAAGCUCCAAGGGCACCGCUUUGGGAGCCGCCCAUUCCGAAUGACUCGGCUUCUCCUUAUGAGCAUGACAGGGACGGUGGUGGGCACGAGCUGGUCCGGUCUGGUCGCUCUCCUCUUCCCACAAGUCUCAGACUUUCAGUCUCCGGGUCCGACUGGCAUUACACUGGCCGUCGCCAUCACCUUCCUCUUUGUCAUAGUCCAGACCAUCUUGGAAAAGCAAAUUCAGGAGAUGCCAGAUCCUCAAACUCCGGAGAACACCUAUGGCGGUGCUGUCAGAAGCACGCUGCUGAACUCCUUGUGGUCUACUCUUGGAUACUUUUGGAACUCGGUCUGGAAUCGCUUUCUGACGAAGAUGCAAAGGGCCUCCCGGCCUCACCCACGGCCACGGCUGGGCCUACUAGGCAACAUCGGCAACAUGACCCUGCAGGGCGACUUCGAUGCUGCGGGCCCGGCCAGGGACGGGCCGCUGCACAGGUUCAAGACCCUGCAGGACGAGAUGAAUGGUCGCCCCGAGAACAUGGACUCCAACGGGCCGGGCUACAGACUGCUUCUGGUGAAAGCCGUUCUGACUCUUCUGGCAGGCAUUCUCCUCCUGUGCUGCUUGCCAGAGCCAAGCGAGCGAUACGGCUCGCAUCGUCGCCGGGCUCUGAUCGCUCUGAAGAUGAUGGCAAUUAUCAUCACAAGUUACGCUGUGACCGACGCUGGGUUCUACUUCGGCACAAAGCUGGUUGCCGACCGGACAGGGAGCGCGGCCUUGGGGCUGGCGGUCUCUUUUCUCUAUGCGGGCCUCGUGACUUUAUUUGUGACAUACAUCGCUGAAAGAUCAACAUGGCAUCCAGAGCGGGUUUUUCCGAACCGACUGCAGACGCUGGGUGCCUGGCUUGUUUGUUAUGCAUGGUGGUACAGUUGGCAGGAGGUGCUGUACCAGAUUCAGGGCUUUGGAUUAUGGCAGUUGGGGAUGAAUAGCGUCCUGGAGCAAAGCCUGCAAGUGGCAAUCGCCAUUAGCGGCGCGCUUUGCUUUACGCUUCUGUUGUCGCUGGCAUUGGUCAGCGCGGCUCAGUUGGGAUGUUGCGCUUUACCUCCGAUUGCAGCAGUGCUGCCGCAGCUGAAGCAAGCGAGCAUGAGAAACUGCAACUUUCCAGAGUUUUCUGCAUGCCUUGGCUUGCCGGUGGACGAACGUCUUCAUGGAAUUCAGCUGGGCUCCGACCAACCUGCAAGUGCCGACGCAGAUUGA
Messenger RNA from Symbiodinium sp. CCMP2592, 1407 nucleotides. The record is from the annotation of a GenBank genome assembly. Lineage: Eukaryota; Dinophyceae; Suessiales; Symbiodiniaceae.